AAAGGAGAAAGUUUGAUUUUUCAUUUAAAUUUUUAACGAGUGUUAUCAUUAACUGUGUUUGUUUAGUUUUGUUGUGGUGGACUGUUUUUGAUUUGGGACUAUUUUAAGAAACAUAAUUGAAAAUGAAAAAAUCGAAAAGAAACACCCCGGAAGAUAAAACAAAGACCCCUGAAAAACCCCUAAGAAAAAUAUUGACCAGAGACACAACAACCGAAUCAAAGCACUGGAUGAAAAAGGAAAUGGUUUUGGAAACGUCAGAUGUGCAAAACAACAACACAAAUAAACGCAGGAAAUUAAUAAAAUACGAAUUAUAUAGGGAGUAUGAAGAAGUUGACAGAUUAUGCAGCUCGGAAAAUUUGGACAAAUCACAACAAAGUAAAAAUGAAAAUUUGGAAAAAUCACAACAAUCAGUUCAUCGAGCUUCUGAAGCAAGUACAAAUAUGUUCAUUGCGACAACAAAUGACAAACAAAAUCAAAUAAAAAAGGAAAAUUUUGAAAAAUCACCACAAUCAAAACUUGAAUCAGUUCAUCGACCUUCUAGUAAUGCAAACAGUACUAGUAUUUUCAAUAUGACGUCAAAAACAAAUAAUAACAAACAGCACCAAAAAGAUAAAGCAGAUAAUGGAGAUCUAUUAUUAGCAAAAUAUUUCAAGGAACUAAACUCCGAUAGUAAGAUUAAUGAUUUCGAGAAAGUGCAACUAAGGCCCAAGUCAACUUUUUCCUCGAUUAACUAUGAUAAUGAUAUCGCUCGUAUUAUCCACGAGUUGGUUUUGAAUAAAUAUGACAAGAAAAUUAAAGAUCAUAAAAGAAGAAGCCUCAGAAGACAAAAACAACAAAAAGAGUUAAGUACUUGGAGUAUACAUAAAAGUGCAUAAGGUUUUUAAGGCUAAUCCUUAUAAGAGUUUUUCGAAAUUAUCCUGAAAAUGCUAUGCUUAGCAACUCGAAACUACUCGUCAAAAAAAUUAAUUAAUAAUAAAUUAAGUAUAAUAUA
Molecule: messenger RNA, 991 nt
Organism: Brassicogethes aeneus
Lineage: Eukaryota; Metazoa; Arthropoda; Insecta; Coleoptera; Nitidulidae
Source: the annotation of a GenBank genome assembly